UAAGAUCAGCCUUCUACCUCCUCUGCUUUGCAUUCCUCCUUCCAGUUCCAACCGCAAUCAAUGGCUGCCAUGAAGAUCGCCCUCCUUGCCGUGGCCGCGAUCUCUACACUCUUACUAGGCACCGCGUCGGCGGCGACCUACGGCGUCGGCGAGCCCGGUGGUUCGUGGGCCCUCAGCACCGACUACAGCAAAUGGGUGUCCAACAAGAAGUUCCAUCCAAAUGAUGAAAUCGUCUUCAAGUACUCGACCCCGGGGCACGACGUGGUCGAGGUCAGCAAGGCCGGCUACGACUCCUGCAGCGCCGCCAACGCCAUCAACACCUUAACCUCCGGCAAUGACGUCAUCACACUCAACACCACCGGCACCCGGUACUUCAUCUGCGGCGUCCCUAACCACUGCAGCCCCACUACCGCCGCGAGCAUGAAGGUCGUCAUCGAAGUGGUGCCGAGUUCCUCCUCGCCAUUGUCGCCCAUGCCGGCCGCAGGUCCCGGCGCGAACAACCCGCCGCCGCCCUCCUCUACCGCAACCCCCGUCGGGGCCGCAGCAGGAUUUGGCCUCGUCGCCCUACUGGCGGUCGGUCUCAUGGCUUAGAAUGCAUAUUUCAGCUGCAUGCCGCACGCACAUAUGAGCUUACAUAUUGUUUGACUAGUUAUUAAUGGUGAAUACACAUGUAUUCUUGUUUUUUUUGCGAGGGCACACGUAUUCUUGUUAGAGGAAGAAUGUGAGAACUACUUUGUAUCUCUCACUUUUGUAUGUAAUCUAUUAGCCUUUAGGCAUUUCAUAUUGAUUUUGGAGGUUAAAUUAAUAAAGAUGCAUCAGUACAUGCCUAAA
This is a messenger RNA of Hordeum vulgare subsp. vulgare (domesticated barley), 831 nucleotides long. RefSeq names its product mavicyanin-like. Gene Ontology annotation, molecular function: electron transfer activity. The record is from RefSeq and is a predicted model, not a curated record. Gene Ontology annotation, cellular component: plasma membrane. Lineage: Eukaryota; Viridiplantae; Streptophyta; Magnoliopsida; Poales; Poaceae. The transcript has a single exon. Bases 61 to 591 code for a protein of 176 amino acids.